Messenger RNA from Scutellospora calospora, 480 nucleotides. The record is from the annotation of a GenBank genome assembly. NCBI's taxonomy places the organism in Eukaryota, Fungi, Glomeromycota, Glomeromycetes, Diversisporales, Gigasporaceae.
GAAGAAAUGGAAGAAAAUCCACAACCAAAUAUUUAUGAUAACUAUAAGUUUGUAACGAGGAAAGAAUUGUCAAGUCUCGGUAUGGAUCAUUUGAUUGGAACCAAUGUUAUGAAACCAUAUAUGCACGGAUUUUUCGUUGACUUGCGCUUAUACGAACAAGCAAAACUUAUAUCAAACCCAUUUGCUUAUGCGGAAUAUCGAGAGAGAAUUAUUAAAGAUAAAUUAGAAGCGAAACGCGAGUCUCGUAUACGCGCUACUAAAAAAUUGCCUAAAGUCAAUAAGGAAUUAGCAAACCGAUUAUUACAUUUAUCAGAUAAAAAGAAAAAAGGAAAUCAAGGAACGGCAAACCUUCUCCAAGACCAAAGAUUUAUGGAACUAUUCACUAACCCAGAAUAUGAGGUUGACAAGAAUACUACGGAAUACCAAUUGUCCCAUCCUAGCCAUUUUACUGUACAUUUUCAUUUAGUGUUAUCAGCCUGA